Molecule: messenger RNA, 2907 nt
Organism: Paramecium sonneborni
Lineage: Eukaryota; Ciliophora; Oligohymenophorea; Peniculida; Parameciidae
Source: the annotation of a GenBank genome assembly
AUGUAUUUGGCUUAUGUAGUCUUUAAAUUUUUGAGAGCUAAAAAUAAUAUUGUAGAAACGAAGAAACUAAGAAAAUUAAAUUAUUUAGAGAUAUUUAAGGAAAAAGAGUAAAAGAAGGGGAAAUAUAAAAUUAAAAAUAUAAUGAUCUUAAAUUAUGAAAAUUAUAAGCAUAAAUUUACAAUGCUUUAUUAAAAAUAUAAGCUUAUAAUCAAUAUUAUUUUUUAUAAGAACAACUAAUUUAUUUAUUUUUUCAGGAAACAAAUAAUAAAAGAAUUUUAUUAAUAAUUAUAUUAGAUGGCUCUCUAACCAUGCAAAAUAUUAUCCUUAAUAUCCCCUAAUCAAUUUCUAAUUCAAACUUAAUAACUAAAGACUAUAAUAGUUGGUAAUGGAAUUCCUAAUUUUCUAACUAGAAGCAAAUUAAAUGUUAAUCAAAAGGCUCUAGAUACUUAUUUUUCAUAAUUAUAAUUAUUAAAUAAGGAAGCAGUAUACAAUAUUAAAACUAAUUAAUUACAAAUAAAUGGAGCAGACUUAUUUUAAGAAAUAUCAGAUGAUGCAGAAAUUCAUUUAAAAUUUAUUGGCGUUUAAAAUGAGGAACCGAAACAAACACAAUCUGUUUUAGAUUUUCUAAAAUAACAUAGAAAUAAAACUUUAGAUGCUAUUUUAGUAUCUUUUGAAGGAAAUAUUUUGAAUUUCUUUUAUAAUAAAAAUACAUUGAUAAGUUUAAUUCCAAGUGCUAUAUAUAUUGACGGUAAUAAAUGUAAUUAUUAAAGAGUUUACAAUUUAAGAUUAAGGAUAUGCUAAAAUUAUGCAAAAAGAAUGGCUUAAUAAAGAAUUUAGAAUAACUUUUAAAGGAACUUAAAUAAUGACAUUAAAUUAUUAGAAAAAUUUCAUAAAUUUUCCAAUUUUAAAAGCAGACUUAUAACUAACAAGCUAAAAAAAUAAUGAGUUAAGCAAUGAAUUUUAUAUUUCAUUAGUUUCAAGUGGAUAUGCAUAUUUAACUGAUUGGGGGUAAUAAAUUUGAGUAAUAAUAGUAAAUUGAAUUUAUAGUAAAAUUCUUUUAAAUUAUUGUUUCAACUUUAGGAAGAAGCCAAAAAAAACUAAUUAGGACUUUGGAAAAAUGGAGAAUUAGAUAGAAGAAUUCUAAAUUCAGUUAGUUCAUAAAUAUUAGGUUAGAUUGUAGAGGUUAUUGAGGCUAAUCAAUAUUUAGUUAAAACAGAUAAAUAGAUUGUGAAUAUAAAAUUAGAUAGAAUUUUUAUAGAAGGAUUAGAGGCAAAAGAAUUUGCUCGAAAAUUGUUAAUAGGAAAGCAAGUUCAUAUCCUAUAAGUUGGAGAUAAUUUGCCACUAUAAACUAUAUAAUUAUGUGAAAAUAAUUUAGAUAUAGAAGAAGAACUUAUAGCUAAUGGAUGGGCAACAGCUAAAGAGAAUCAUCCACAAUUAUCUAAAUUUAAAUUCUAAUAAUUUUAAUAAAUGAAUUAAUUAGCUAAACAAAAGAAAAUUGGAUAGUAUAGUUCAGAACUUACUUGGAGAAUUGAAGAUUAAACAGAUUAAAAAUAAGGAAAAAGUGUAAAUGAAAUAAUAUGGUCUAGCAUUUAGAGAGAUAAAUAAAGUUAAAAAUAAUCAGUUAUGAAUACUGGUCUUACAUAAAAAGAAGAUUGUUAAUAUGAAGUUUUGGUUGAUAAAAUCAUGCCAGAUGGAUAAUAUAUUAUUACUAUUCUUAAAUAUCAUUCUAUGAUUAAUUUUACUAUUUCUGGAAUAGCCAAAUUAUCAGAAUUUGCAACAAGUUUUCCAAAUGUUACAAAAUAUGAAGAAUUAAGAUAAUAAUAUUGUUAUAAUAUUUUGAUGUAAAGAAAUGUUUGGGUAAAUUUUGAAAGUUUCAAUAUUUCAGAGAAUAUGUUUUAUGGAAAAAUUUAUGAAAAAAAAAAUAAUAAAGAUUCUGAUUUUACACUAUAAUUACUUAAAGAAGGCCUCACAUUUAUUAAAAAUAAUAAUGAUUUUUAUAGUAAAUAUGAAGAGGCCUAAAAAGAGGCAGAAUAACUCAAAAAAGGUUUCUGGAAAGAAUCUUAUGCUUAAUUUAUUAUAGAUCUUUCAUAUAAUAAACAGACUUUAAAAAGAUAAGUGAGUAAUUAAGGAAACAUAUAAAAAAAUGAAAAUUAAUAGAUUUAAAAAGUUAUAGUUACUGCUUUUAAUGAUUGCAAUGAAUUUUAUAUUCGUAAAUAAAUUAAUCCUGAAUUUGAUGAAUUAGAAAUUUAAGUUGAAAAAGCUACACUAACAGUAAUAAUAUUAUCUAUAUAUUAAGCCACUAAAAAAACCAGUUAAGAAAGGAACCUUAUGUUUAGCUAGAUUUUCUGAAGAUAAUAGAAUAUAUAGAGCAUAAGUAUUAUAAGCAUUUAAAAAUGAUAAAUUCUUAAUAAAGUUUAUAGAUUAUGGAAAUAAUGAUGGAGUUAAUUAUUAAGAUAUGGGAGUAUUACCAGCUUAAUUUACAAAUAUUCCUUAAUAGGCUAAAAUGUGUUCAUUAGCUUAUUUGAGGGUUCCUCCAUCAUCACAUGAAUUUGCAGAAGAAGCAUCUGAUAUUUUAAGAGAAUUAAUUCUUGAUUAAUAAUUUGAUUAUAAAGUUGCUUACACAGAGAAAUCCUCAAAUAGAUAAUUAGUCACUCUUUAACCAUAAGAUUAACCAGAUAAAUUGGAAUUUACAAUUAACAAAAUUGUAUUAGAAAAAGGGUAUAAAUCCUUUUUAUAUUUUUACUAGAUUAGGAAGAAUUGAGAAUAGAGUAUCAUAUAAUCCUUUGAAAGAGUUCAAAAAUUUAGAAGAAGAAGCAAAAGCUAAUGGAAUUGGUAUUUGGGGUUUUGAUGAUUGUUUGGAGGAUGAAAAAUAAUUUGAAGAUGAAUAUGAUUAUUAUGAAUGAUCCA